Molecule: messenger RNA, 728 nt
Organism: Dicrocoelium dendriticum
Lineage: Eukaryota; Metazoa; Platyhelminthes; Trematoda; Plagiorchiida; Dicrocoeliidae
Source: the annotation of a GenBank genome assembly
UGCAGCCACCAACCUCAUGCCCGGAUAACUACCGUGUUCGAAAUGCCAUCGGCUAUCAUAACCCGCAAAAAGUUGCAUUGCUGUCUACAGGAUGUACAGACCUUCAGCAAACCGAAGCUUCCUCUUGAGCAGUAUCCAACAUCAGCUCAAGUAGCCAGUAGGUUCAGUUGAAAAGCUUCAACGUCACUUUAACAGCUGACGUUUUAUUCAACAUGCAGAUUCAAGACGGUUGUCUAGAAGGUAUGGCAGUAGCGGAUUUAGGUUGUGGCCCUGGAAUUUUCACUAUUGGAGCCCGCCUGCUGGGAGCCAGUUAUGUUCUCGGAGUGGAAUUGGAUCAGGACGCAGUAAACGACUUCAGCAGUAAUCUUGAUUUAUAUGAUCUGAAAAAUGAUAGCAUCGAUGUGUUGCAGUGCGACGUCGUUCGACUGGCACGGGAUGGAGACAGGAAGAUAGUGGACACUGUCAUCACGAACCCUCCGUUCGGUACCAAUCAGGCUAACGCGGGCAUUGACACUCGUUUCCUUCGUGUAGCAUUGUCCAUGGCAUCGGCUCAUGUUUAUUCCUUGCAUAAAUCGAGUACCCGAGAACACAUUAUGCGAACCGUCGAAGUGCUAGGAGCAAACUCUAAAGUGGUGGCCGAAUUGCGUUUUGAUAUCCCACGAAUGUACAAACGCCAUCGUCAGGAGACAGUGGAUAUCGCGGUGGACCUGGUGCACUGCUGGUUCUGA